ACCCGGAAUGGUCAGGGAAAACAAUUGGAAAAUUGCCUUUAAAUUAACGAAACAAUGGCCGAGGUGACGUUGCCGCAGAUGACGGAACAGCUGGACAACGAGGAGGUGCGGGAAAUCCUGAAAAACACCACAGAUCUGCGCCAGUACUCGCGACAGAUUGAAAAGGAGUUCAAGGAGGUGGAGAACAAGUCGAUAGAGGACUAUAUUGCCGAAUCCCAGAACAUAGCCAACCUGCACAAUCAGAUCAACGACUGCGAUGAUGUCUUGGAGCGAAUGGAAAAUAUGCUAAUGAGCUUCCAGAGCGUUUUGAACAACAUCAGCACGGAAAUUACGCAACUGCAAAGGAAAUCCGUGUCCAUGUCCCUUCAGCUGACCAAUCGUCAAUCGGUCAAGGCUCAGCUCUCCCAGUUUAUCGAGGACAUGGCCGUUUCCGAGGAGAUGAUCAACAUAAUAAUGGAGACCCCGGUUACGGAGAAGGAUUUCAGCACCCAAUUGAAUGUUCUGAAUCACAAACUCUCGCUGGUCAAGGAGCUCAGCUUCAACGAGUCCAAGUCCACUAGCGAUGUGAGCGACGUGCUGCAGAAACUCCGGCUGAAAGCCAUGACCAAGAUCCGAUCGUAUCUGCUGGAGCAGAUCUACAAGUUCCGGAAGCCCAUGACCAACUACCAGAUUCCCCAGAAUGCCAUGCUGAAGCACAAGUUCUUUUUCGAGUUCAUCCUGUCCAAUGAGCGGCAUGUUGCCCAGGAGAUAUGCAGCGAAUAUAUCGAUACGAUGGGCAAGAUUUACUAUAGUUACUUUAAGAGCUAUUCCACACGAUUGACGAGUCUCAAAUUCGAAGAGUCCUGCACAAAAGAUGAUCUCAUGGGCAUAGAGGACAAUGCCUCCAAGGGUUUAUUUUCCAAGACAACGAGUUUAAAGCACAAGAGCACUAUUUUUACAAUAGGAAAGCGAGGCGAUAUACUUAACCAGCAGCUGGAGGCACCUAUUAUAGUGCCCCAUGCGCAACUAAAGAAUCGGUACACAGUGGAAGCUCUCUUCCGUUCGGAGCAAUAUGCCCUCGUGGAUAAUGCCUGUCGGGAAUACCUCUUUGUCACCGAAUUCUUCAUGGUUCGCGGCACCCAAGCUCAAGAUUUAUUCAACCAGAUAAUGGGAAAAACCCUAACUCUAAUGAUUAAAAACCUGGAGACGUCUAUACACGACUGUUUCGACACCAUAGCCAUGUUCCUGUGCAUUCAUCUCAUAUUCCGCUACCAACUAAUGUGUCACAAACGCUGUGUGCCUGCAUUGGAUAAAUAUUGGGACUCCUUGCAAGCGGUUAUUUGGCCACGUUUAGAGCUGGUUUUCCGCUUGAAUAUUCAGAGCAUACACGACUGUGAUCCUACCAAGUUCAACAAGGAAUUGGGACCGCACUACAUAACCCGACGCUAUGCGGAAUUUAGUGCGGCCAUUGUGGGAAUCUCGGAGCACUUUCCCAACGAAUUGGUGAGCCGAUUGCUUCUAGAACUCCAGAAUGAAGUCGAGUGCUUCAUUCUGCGCAUGGCUGCCAUAUUUCCAACGCGCAAGGAUCAGCUCAUCUACCUGAUCAAUAACUACGACCUGGUUUUGGGUGUGUUGAUGGAGCACACGCGAGAUAAUUCCAAGGAAGCUGAGGCGUUCAGGGAGCAACUCAAUGCGCGGAGUGCCGAGUAUGUGGAGGAGAUUCUGGCCCCACAUUUCGGAGGCAUUAUUCAGUUUGUCAAGGAGUGCGAGCACUUUUUUGAAAAGGAACAAAUGGACGAGCUGAGAAAGCAGGAGCGAAGAAGUCUAGCCUUGGUGGCCAGCUUCUCGGCCAACUGGAAAAAAUCGCUGGAGGAGCUUAACAGAGAGGUGCUCCUCUCAUUUCCAUCUCUGCUGACGGGCUCGCAGCUUUUGCAGCUGGCUUUGGCCAGUCUGGUGCAAUAUUACCACCGAUUCCACAAGCUCCUCACGCCCAAUGCCCGCGCUCAGCUGACCAACAUCCAUGUGGUGAUGGUGGAGAUCAAAAAGUACAAGAGUAAUUAUUAAGGGACGUUUUAAUUGAAUGUAUGUAGACUUCUGUGUAUUCCAACUUGAGUAAAGUUCCAA
This is a messenger RNA of Drosophila takahashii, 2103 nucleotides long. RefSeq names its product vacuolar protein sorting 52 (gene Vps52). Gene Ontology annotation, cellular component: GARP complex. Gene Ontology annotation, biological process: retrograde transport, endosome to Golgi; lysosomal transport; Golgi to vacuole transport. Gene Ontology annotation, molecular function: syntaxin binding. The record is from RefSeq and is a predicted model, not a curated record. NCBI's taxonomy places the organism in Eukaryota, Metazoa, Arthropoda, Insecta, Diptera, Drosophilidae.